CCUGUGUGGAUGUGGUGCUCUCCAGCUAAUCCCUUUCUCUCGCUGUCAUUUGGUUGUGUAGUUGCGUUUUGAGUGUGUAACAUUUUCCGCACCUUCAGUUCAGUCGUGCUUUGUGCUGUGUUGUAAUUUUCUCUCAUCCUGUUGGGCGCUUGAUUUUUUUUUUUUUGACUUUCACGUGUGCGUCUCUGCCUCAAGACGGAACAGGUUUCGCAGUGUCUGGACUUGCUGCAAACGCUUCCCUGUAGGCUGGACAGUAACAAAGUGCUAAUUUUUAAGUCGAGUGAACGCAGAUGGAUUUCUAUAAACGGUUGAAUUUUGUUAAGAAAAGAUUAAAAUAAUUGAUUUGCGAAAACGUAGAAAUCGAGUGGACUGGAGGCAAAUAACAAACGAUGGCAAUCGCAUUCUACUGUGAGGACGAAGAUCCCAAGAUGCAGUACACCGGCAGUAGUCAAGCCUAUUACGCGGCUGCCUAUGGAUACCACCAGCACAACCACCACCACCAUCAGCAGCAAGCUCAGCAUGGUGUUGCGGUAGGACCACAGCAGCAUCAGCAUGCCGGCAGUGGCCAGGGCACUGUUGUUGACGAGAAUAAUAACAACUGUGCACUGCACGGCGGUGAUGGUGGUGAAAGUGGUGGAAGCAGCGGUGAAGUGCAGCACGGUGCAGCUACCGUGCACAGUAGCAACCGGCAGUUGAUGCGAGUCCUGCACCAGGUGCUGUACCGGUACACGAUGGAAGGUGUCCUCGGUCCAGACCAAACAUCCUGCAUCUUCUGCAACCGGAUUUACUAUCUGUUCCAGCUGCUCUACUGACAUCGGAUCGGAUCGCAUUACGCAUCGGAAGUGUAUUCUGCACUGAAAACUAAAGUUCCAGUAAAAAUCAAUUAAAUUUUAUUACGAAAAAACAAAAUCAACAAAAAUUACAAAAAACACAAUCAUCAAAGCUUACCAACCGACCGGACUGGAUUGCUGUCUAUCAAUUCAACAAAGUUGAUGCGUUGCCAAGCAGCCAUCUUUAAUCCCGAUUUGAGAAAGACACUCCGAAGCAAGCACUUCCUCCUCGCCGGUCGGUUUCCUGUGAUGAAAGCAAUCGUAACUGAAGGCAUUUGAGUUUCCAAGCGAGAAAUAUAUUUAGUUAGCUAGCAUAAGCGUAAGGCGUAAGGCAAUUUGAUCAAAAGACAAGGAAUGGUUUAACUUUUUUGAUUUUGCUUCGUCAAUAUGAUUUUUAUAAACACUGUUUUUUUUUUGUAAAACAAGUUGUUACGAUAACUUGAAAUGCGUAUUGUCGAUAUUAGGUCCAAGUACUGACUAGCAUCUAGGUGUUUCCUUCUCUUAUUUUUUUUUUUCCUUUAUGUUAGUACUCACAUAAUUUGAUCCUCGGUUUAAAAAUCCCUUCCCCUCAUAGAAAAUAAGAUAUUCAAAGACAAGCGAAGACAAUUUCUAAGAUUUCCCAAAAUUUGGAAACGUUCCCAGACCAGAGUGAGAACCAGGGCCAGGGGACGUUACCGAAUUCGAAAACAAUCAGCCACUUCCGUUCGAUGCCAAGGAAGAUGAUCUCAGUUCUAGUUUCGUAAGGCUCAGCUGCUGCGACUCCGUUGGGAGUUUCAUCAGAUAGUACCACAGUUUAUUUUUCUUUUCUUCUAAU
Messenger RNA from Ochlerotatus camptorhynchus, 1644 nucleotides. RefSeq lists its product as uncharacterized. The coding region runs from base 390 to 812 and encodes 140 amino acids. The transcript is spliced from 3 exons. NCBI's taxonomy places the organism in Eukaryota, Metazoa, Arthropoda, Insecta, Diptera, Culicidae. The record is from RefSeq and is a predicted model, not a curated record.